Molecule: messenger RNA, 2413 nt
Organism: Aspergillus calidoustus
Lineage: Eukaryota; Fungi; Ascomycota; Eurotiomycetes; Eurotiales; Aspergillaceae
Source: the annotation of a GenBank genome assembly
GUGACUAAUCCAGCACGCAACCCCCGCAAAAAACAUCCCCAGAUGCACAGCAAACUUACAUACAGGCUACAGCACCUGGAACAAGCGCUGGCCUGUCGCUUAUCAAGAAGAUCAAGAUAUGUACAUGGGCGCAAGGAAAUACCACCUUGCAAUUUUUGGAUAAAAAUGGUCGGCAUCGGCAGCAGACUAAUAGCCGACUGGCCAGAUGUUUCCACACUCCUCAUUGCUGAUCUCGGGUGAGCAUUGCCCCGAGCAUAGGACUUUCUCCGAAGGGUGCCACGCCUUGCCCCUCCGUCCCAGCCAGAGCGAGUCCGUUCAAAUAACGCCGCUUCCCUCGUCAAGUGCCUCGUACUUUGUUUAUUUCUCUUCCUUUAUUCAUCUGCCUUUUUCAAUAGAUUUGUCUAGUUCUUACUCUCAUCAUGGGCUCUACUACUACCACUGCGACGUUUCCCCGCAUCAAAGCCAUCCGCACCUUCAUCAUCGAUGGCGUUGGAUCUGGUGGUGACUACCACAAUGUCAAAGGUGGCCACUGGCUGAUCGACAGCGACAUCUCCACCCCGAUGACCCGAUGGGCACAAUAUCGAGGAUCGCGAACAUCCUGGGGUAUCAACGUGCUGGGGUCUUUCUGCGUCGAGAUUGAAGGCACAGAUGGUACAAAGGGUUUCGCCACUGGCUUCGGCGGCCCCCCUGCUUGCUGGCUGACACACCAACACUUUGAGCGUUUCUUGAUUGGCGCCGACCCCCGCGACGUCAAUGAACUCUUCGAGAAAAUGUACCGUGCAUCCAUGUUCUACGGCAGAAAGGGUCUCCCCAUUGCCGUCAUCUCCGUGAUCGACCUGGCUCUCUGGGAUCUUGUCGGCAAGGUGCGCAACGAACCAGUCUACAAGCUCAUCGGCGGAGCCACUCGCUCUCGCCUAGACUUUUACUGCACAGGUCCCCAGCCUGCUUCCGCCAAGGCAGCGGGAUUCGUUGGUGCCAAGGUGGCUCUACCUCAUGGGCCCGACGAGGGUGUCGAGGGACUCCUCAAGAACGUCGAGUACCUCCGUAAGCAGCGUGAAAGUGUUGGCCCGAACUUCCCCCUCCGCGUGGACUGCUACAUGUCCCUCAACGUUCCUUACACGAUCGAGCUGGUCAAGCGAUGUGAGGCGGAAGGUCUUCAUAUUGACUGGUGGGAGGAGUGUCUCAGCCCCGACGACUUUGACGGCCACGCCCUCCUCAAGCGGGCGCACCCCACAGUCAAGUUCACCACCGGCGAGCACGAGUACUCCCGCUUCGGAUUCCGUAAGCUUGUCGAGGGUCGCAAUAUCGACAUCAUCCAGCCCGACGUCAUGUGGCUUGGAGGCUUGACCGAGCUACUCAAGGUGUCUGCCCUCGCCGCAGCCUAUGACCUCCCCGUUGUCCCUCACGCCUCCGGCCCUUACUCCUACCACUACGUCGUCUCGCAGCCCAACACCCCCUUUCAGGAAUACCUCGCCAACUCCGCAGACGGGCACACCGUGGAGCCGGUCUUUGGCAACUUGUUCCUCAAUGAGCCUAUCCCUACUAAGGGUUACCUUGACGUCUCUAUCUUGGAUAAGCCCGGUUUCGGUCUGGAACUGAACCCCGCCGCGCCCUUGAUCCCCGCCGCUUCGAUCCUGACCCCAGCACCGCAGAAGAGCCUAGCCCCUCCUCCCACGGAGGAGCCCAAAACCGAAACAAAUGGCAUUCAUUGACCUCACUACAUUUCUCGCGAAAUUGACCUUCUCACGAUUACAUGUAUAUAAUGGCGUGUUCUUUGCUUUAUUUUCAUAAUUUCUACAUUGGACUUGAUAGACGGAAAUAUUGAGAUCCCCUUUUUUUUAUUCCAAAUCCAUGCUCCCCUUCUAUCAUUCACAAAAAUAAGGAAUUAGCGUCAACACCUCGCUGUUCGUCCCGGUCCGGACACCUGGCGACUGGCGAGCCGAGGCUACCGAGCGACUGGUGGAAGGUGGGGUUUCUCGGGCCAUCAAUGGCACGAGAUCUCCGGGCGGACCAUCCCCUCCAGUCCAGCAUUUUCUCCACCAAUUACAUAAGCUCUUAUCGGACCGUCUUCCAAGGACAAUAUUGAGGAACUGGUCGGUGAAGGACUAAAUGCGACUCCCUUUUACGCUGUGGUGCAGCUUUCGAGUGUGGGGGGCCGGAGGGGUCGCUCAUAUGCUCGCGUGUACUUAGGGCUCCGUGGUUUCCGAUGUAAAUCCGACCGGCCGGAUGUGGUCUACGCCACACAGAAGAAUGUCGAGACAUUAUUUGUCGACGACUCACAUCUAGCAUCUCAAUGAUAAUAAUGCCGAGGGUAGUAUAUGCUACUACUUGUUGUGUCAGUAAUGGUUUUAUUAACUGGCUAUCUCCAAAGUAUAUUGAACUGAGAAACUGUCCAAAGAUAACACGAAACCCU